This is a messenger RNA of Pogoniulus pusillus (Red-fronted tinkerbird), 1053 nucleotides long. RefSeq names its product epidermal differentiation-specific protein-like. Gene Ontology annotation, biological process: lens development in camera-type eye; visual perception. The coding region runs from base 1 to 1053 and encodes 350 amino acids. The record is from RefSeq and is a predicted model, not a curated record. Gene Ontology annotation, molecular function: structural constituent of eye lens. Lineage: Eukaryota; Metazoa; Chordata; Aves; Piciformes; Lybiidae. The transcript has a single exon.
AUGAACCGGAUCACAGUGUAUGAGCGUGCCGAUUUUGAGGGGCUGAGCCGGGAGUUCACUUGCGAUGUGCCUGACCUGCACGAGUUGGAUUUUGGGAACUGCAUUGCCUCCCUGAAGGUGGUAGGGCAGCCUUGGAUUGCCUACACAGACCCCAAGUACGAGGGGGAGCUACACGUCUUUGAGGAGGGCGAGUAUCCCUCUGUGGAGCGGCCAAACAGCUUCUCAGCACUGCGUCUUGUGCACCAUGACCUAGGGGACCCUCAGAUCAUCCUCUACGAGAAACCCAACUUCCAAGGUGCCUGCAAAGUGGUGACAGAGGAGACCAACUUGGCAUACGGAUACUUCAAUGACCGGGUGGCCUCCCAUGUGGUGCAGCGAGGCGUCUGGCUGCUCUACCAGCACCCUGGCCGGGGUGGUUGGCACUGCCUGGCAUGGCCUGGUGAGCGUCUCGCUGACUACGGACCUGAGCUGAACUUCCAGUCUCGGUUGUCUCAUCUGCGCCCACUGCAGCCAGGGCAGCCCCUGGUGUCUGCGCGCCUCCUCUGGGAGCAGAAGCGGGUGGAGGCAGAGCGGGAGGUACUGGUGGAUGAGAUCGAGGGGGUGAACGAGACAGAAUCGGAGCAGGUCCUGGCGGCCAGCAGCAGCCGGGAGUACAGCACCACGCUUUGGCAGAGCUUCCAUUUCAGCAAUGCCACCAGCCUCAAAGCUGGGCUUUCCUUCACACUGGCUGUGGAAGCCUCCAAUGUCUUCACAGUGCAGAAAGGACGCAGCGAAUCCAACACCCGCCGGCAACGCGUGGAGGUGCAGCUGCCGGCUAAAAUUCCCCCGCGCACGGCACUCAGCAUCCACGUCUUGCGGAAGGAAGUGACAGUCUCCGUCCCGGUCCUGCUCACCAUCACACAGAACGAAGCUGUCAGCACGGAGAUGGGCGAGUACCGCAGCGUCUCCGGUACCAACAUCAGUGCCCGAUACAGCUUGAAACCUCUUCCGGCUUCAGGAAGAGAGCAGACAGACACUGUGGGGACAGCUCUUGGCAAGGGGAUGGAGCUAUAG